AUAAAAAAUCAGUUAUCCUUUUCACUUGCUCCUUUCCGUUACCACAGCAAUACCUUUUUCCUCUUUCUCUCACCAUCCCAAGUGCUUUCAGAUUUACAGCCACAACCCAACUUUCACAACAAUAGAUUGAAAGCAAUGGCCGAUAUCAUGUUUGCAUGUGUCCACAACGCCGGACGUUCACAGAUGGCCGCAGCAUUCUUCAAUAAACACAAGACCCAAGAUGAAGUCAAAGGUAUAUCUGCAGGGACAAACCCAGCCUCUGAAGUGCACGAUGUCGUUCGUGAGAUCAUGUUGGAGGUUGGUGUAGAUCUCUCCAAUAUCAAGCCCGUCAAGUUGACGCCGGAGCUCGCCAGAACAGUCAGCACGAUUGUCACGAUGGGUUGCGGUGAAACAUGCCCUUAUGUCCCUGGUGUCAAGGUUAUUGAUUGGAGCAUCACGGACCCUAAAAACAAACCCAUCAAUGAAGCCCGAGAGAUCAGGGACGAAAUUGAGAACAAAAUCAAGGUGUUUAUUGCCGAGAACAAUUAUUAGGAGCAUAGUGAUACUCU
Molecule: messenger RNA, 548 nt
Organism: Lobosporangium transversale
Lineage: Eukaryota; Fungi; Mortierellomycota; Mortierellomycetes; Mortierellales; Mortierellaceae
Product: phosphotyrosine protein phosphatase I superfamily
Exons: 2
Coding region: 136-531 (131 amino acids)
Source: RefSeq, a predicted model, not a curated record